Molecule: messenger RNA, 5259 nt
Organism: Drosophila subobscura
Lineage: Eukaryota; Metazoa; Arthropoda; Insecta; Diptera; Drosophilidae
Gene: knockout
Product: probable secreted beta-glucosidase adg3
Biological process (GO): positive regulation of transcription by RNA polymerase II
Cellular component (GO): nucleus; cytoplasm
Molecular function (GO): RNA polymerase II transcription regulatory region sequence-specific DNA binding; DNA-binding transcription activator activity, RNA polymerase II-specific
Source: RefSeq, a predicted model, not a curated record
UCUCCCAUUUCUCUCUCUGUUUUGGCGCUUGGCGCUGCGCUGGGGCUGCAUUCAACGGGAUCCACAAAACGUUUAGUUUCGCUUCGUUUCGCGUCUUCUCAAGUUUUAUUCUAGCCACGACAAAUAUUUACGCAAGUGCUAAGGUCCGCGUGUCGCGUCGCGUCGCGAGUUUGUUUGUGUGAGUGUGUGUGCUUGGCCGUUUUUUUCGUAAGCCGGUGGACAAGGGGUCUAAAGUUCGAGUGGAGUCCGAAUCGAGUUGGAGCUGCAAUCGCAAUUGCAAUUGCAAUUGAAAGCGACACAUAUUUUGCGGUUUUGCUAAUUUGCUGGACAGGUGCGCAAAGUCUACACAACUCUCCAAAAGCUCUCUUGCUCGCCACUCUGCCGAACGUGUGCGAAAUGCUGCCAGCAGCAGAGACAGCAACAGCAGCAGCAGCAGCAGCAGCAGCAGCAGCAACACCAACAACGAAUGCAAAUGCCACUUGCGCAGCCGAAACGGCGCUCGUGUUCGGGCUCGUGCUCGUGUGAGUGUGGAGAGUGGGAGAAACCGACCCCACCAGCGAGCAGGGCAGUCGGCUCGGCUGGUUGACUGACUGGUCGGCUGGCGCCGCGAGUGGAGUCUGUUUUUGUCGUUCAUUUCAUACGGUUCGUGUCUGCUGUCCGCUCUGCGCUGCCUGUUCGCCAAAAUAAGAUUUUUCCUACGUGGAGUGUGCCCUGCGCGCAUGCGUCGCGUUCGAAGCUGUGUGCCUGUCAACAAGUAAACGCCAGUCAAAUGUGUCUGUAAAAUAAAAAGCAAGCUCUAAGGCCACAAGAAAAAUAAAAACCCCCAAAGAGCCAACAACAACCAAAAAAGUUACAGAUAAAAAAGUGUGCGAAAAACGAAAAACGGGCAAAACUUCCAAGGAAAUUGUAAAGUUCAAUGCGAAUACGGGUUUCGUUCUUAUCGCGCAAACGACGGCGUUCGAGUUCGAGUUCGCGUCUUGUCUGGCUCUUUCGUUCCCUGCUCGACGCGGAUUCCUCUUCGUUUUUUUUAAACUCCAUGCCUGUGCUCGCCUGACCAUUAAAAGUGACGCUCUCCGCGCCCCGUAAUGGACCUUUGAAACAGCUACACAUACACAAACGCACUCCCUCCUCCCCCUCGCCGGAGGCCUCUUCUUCGACGUUGCGUUUCGCGUUAUUUUUAGACGAUAAAAAAGAUUGGAAAAAGCAAAGCACAAACCCCCCCAUACCGCCGCAGGAGGAGAAGAACAGACACAGACACAGCCACGAAAUGGGCACCAAAUCACCCGGUGGUCCACAGCGUUGUCGUCUGAUCUUGCAACGCUGCUUGGCCAUACAGCUGACCAAGCCGGGGCACACGGCCCCCGAGGACUUUUGGAUGUACGACUCGGGAUAUAUGAUAUUUCAGAACUUCCUGGCUGCCAAUGCCCAGUGCUGGUGGAAUGGACCACUGACGGCGGCGACGCGUGCCCUCAAAUACGCCGGACAUGUGGCACCCGGCAUGCUGCUGGUCACCGCCGAACCCUGCGCCCUGGAGGUGCUGCGCGGCGCCUUUGCCAGAAGCGUACUCAAGCCACCGGCCACCUAUGUGAUCAGCUCUGUGGGUGACAUUGACGAUUGCAUUGUGACGCCAACGGUUCAGGGACAGUUCACGCCGCUGCCCGAGGCACUCUGCGACGUGAUCAUGGACCUCACCGCCGAGGGCCAAUCGGCCACCGUGGAGCAUGUGCGCGGCAAGCUGGGCGCCCGGUUUCCGCACAUGACAACACCCGCCACGGAGGUCAUCUACGAUUCGCUGGCACAGCUGAUGCAGGAGCAAAAGAUCUAUCAGACCUCCAAGGGUUACUUUAUCUUUACGCCAGAACGUCGUCGCAGUCGCUCGCGUCCGCGCAGCAAUCAUCAUCAGCUGAGCGGCAGCCUGGCCUAUGCCCAGCUGGAGGAGGAGGAGCAGCAGCAUGGCGAGAGUGUGGUGCCGCAGGAGGCACGCACCAUGCUCAUGUCCAACUCGGAGGCCUUGCACUCGCUCUACGGCGAGAUAUCCACAGAGCGGGACGGCGAUCUGACGCAUCAGUGCAUCCAAACGAAUCUGGCGGAUGUGAUCUGCGGUGGCAAUCCCAACGACAAGAUCAUUUAUCCCAGGGCUGCGAAGCGGCGCAGCGCCUCGUUUCCGACGCCGCGCAGCUUGGAGCGGCGGCACAGUUUGCGGCUCUUUGGCUCGUCGAAGCGCCUGCAACGCUGCGCCUCCACGCGCAGUCUGUCCAAGACCUACGCCCAAGCGCUGAACACCACAGACAGCAGCAGUUCGGAAUACCAAAGCACAGAUUCGUCAUCACCCAAAAAAGGAUCUUUGCUCUCACGCCUGUUCCGACGCAGUGGCCGGGCCAAGCAGCGACAGAUUGAGACAUAUUCCGCACAAUUUCCGCCCGCCGAGUGGUUCAACACGCGCGCCGUGCAUCUGCACAGCGUGGGCACACAAACGGCCGAGCAUGACCUGCCUAUCGCCCACACGCUGUCGAAUUCAACCUUCUACGAUGGCUCGGAGCUGAGUCAGCGCUCGUCCACGCUGCCACGUCGCCAUCGCCGUCACAUGUCCAGCGAGUCGACCUUCCUCAUAUCCUCGCGCGACUGCUCGCCCAUACGCCGCCGCUCGCCCGUGUACUGCAGCGGCUCGCUGCCUCGCUCCACGCAGUCCAUACCAGCCACCACGGGCACGACGACGACAGCCACGAAAAUGAAUCACUCCUCGGCCACGCUCUCGCGGCUGGGCCACACUGGGCCCCCGAAGACCGCACCAAAGUCGGUGAUUGGCAAGCACAUCUUUGAGAGUUCGCCCUCGCGCUCCGGCACACUGAAGGCGACCUCGGCCAAGCGGCAGACGGAUGGACUGGUCAUCAACAGUUGCACGGACAACAAGGCGACGUAUCGGAGUCUGCAGAGCAGCGGGCCGUCCAGCCUGGAGUCGUGCAAGACGUCGUCGAUGUUUGCGAGCGGCCCCUCGAGCAUCGACAGCAUCGGCAAGGUCUCGUUCAGCCAGAAGACCAGCGGCCACUCUAGUCUCGAUUCGCAAUGCUCCACCAACACCGCCGUGGUGGCACCAUCCACCGGCAGCAGUGGCAUUGGCGGUGCUGGUGGUGGCAGUGUCGGCAGCACGCGCUCCAUUCUGCUGCUAAACGGUUCGCCCAGGGGCACGCCGCGUCACCAGGCGAUGCGUGCGCGCGUGGCCGAGGCGCAGGCACAGCGGCAGCGGGCCAGCACGCCCAAUCGCAUAAUGGAGGAGCUCAGCUAUCCGCACAUACAAACGCACACACACACGCACAACGGAGGGGGAGGAGCCGUAGCGGGUGGCGUGCCCAAUUCGAGCAGCAACAACUCGAUCACGCUGCAGGUGACAACCACAUCGAGCGGCGGGGGUCAGAGCAUACCCAGCACCAAAAUCUUUGUGCAAAACUCACCGGUGAGGAGCGUCAUCACGCUGGAGAAUGGCAAGAUGCUGGAGAACUCGAACGUGUUCAUCAUCAACAACGAAACGAUGACGAACGAGCGGGGGGAGAUCAUCAAGAAGACGCUGUCCAAGCAGACUUCCAGCCCAGCGGCAGCUAAUCCGGCAGCAGCCGCACCCUCAGCCACCUCCACGCCAGUUCGAACAGCACAAAAACAACAGCAGCAGCAGCAGCAGCAGCAGCAGGAGUCUGUGUCCAUGUCUGGGUCCAACGAGCAGCCCUUGAGCGAGACGGAGGCCAACUCGGAGACCUGUGACUCCAUUUCCUUCAUCAGCGAGUGCUCGCCGGACAACACGUGCCCCGUGGAUACGCCAGACAUGCCGGAGAUCCCCAUCUACGAUGGUGGCAAGUACGCGAAGAACACGAACAACGAUGCCACCAUGAACAACAGUCGCAAGUUGUGCCUGCAGCUGGCCAAUGGCAUUGCCUACAAGAACAAUGUCCUGAAGAACGAAUCGCAGCCAAACAGCCCCAGUGCCGAGAGCAGCAGCAGCAGCCCCCUGAAGCUGGCGGCACUGGCGAAGCAGGACUUUGAAAUCGCCGGCUCUGUGGGCAAUUUGCACUUUUACGAGAAGAGCUCCAAGGAUCUGGGCCCGGCGCAGAGCAACCACAAUCUGAUGAUGAACAGCAGCACCGAUCUGAAGCAUUUGUGCUACGAGUCUGUGUGCCAGCUGCAAAAGUGCUCGAUGAACGGCGAUGAGCUGGCGCUGGCCCACUUGCUGAGGAAGUCAAACAAUCCCAAUCCGCUGGGCAGUGAGCCCAAUCUGGCGCUCAAGGAUCUGGCCAAUGACAAGGCCAUGGACAAGGAGGGCAUCGAUCGGCGUCUCAGUCUCACGAAGGAGUCGCUGGAGCAGGGCAUGGGCAUGGGCAUGGGCAUGAACACUGGCAACGAGGAGCUCUACAACUUUCCCAGCCUCACCGAUUUGUCGUUCAACUUUACAUCGCUGGCGGCACGCAAAAUCCUGCAGGGUGUCAGCCUCAACAGCAUCGACACGCUGGUGGAGCUCAAUAUGGCAGCGGCGGCGGCAGCGGCAGCCGCAAACAAUGUCAAGGAGAAGCAGCAAAAUAACCAAACAGCAGCGGCCACAACGGCAGCAUCGGUCUGCACCGACUUUGGGAUGGUCUAGGGGAAGCCUGCCCCCCGCCCUCUUAGCAUAAUCAAACGAAAAAUCGUAGCAAUUAAGAGACAAAUAUCUCUGCAUUUUGGCAAAAUUAUGUGCGAAAAGUUUUUGUGUAAUUUUGAUUUCCCUGAUUGAAUUUUGAUAGCUGCAAUUUGUAUAUUUGUUUUAGGGUUUCUUAUCGGAUGCAACUUUUAUUUACAGUGCCAAAAUACGUUUAGUUUAAUUUUAGUUUCGUAUUAUUUCAUUACCAAUUAAACAAAAGCAAAUGUAAGGCCAGUUCGAGCGUUGCCCUCAACGUGUGAAGCGCCGCCAAGCGGGCUUUGUGGGCGAAUCCCAAUCCCCAUUCGAUUCGUUUUCUACUUUACACUUUUUUGUACAUUUACUCAAUGCAAUUGUUUAUACAAACUAUAAUACUAACAACAAAUGCCACCCCCCUCCAAAAUGCGAUCCCCUCUAUCUAUACAUACGAUAUUACGAUACACGAUACACACACGAGAAAUGCAUAAUUGUAUGUGUUUGUGUGUACUACGACCAUAGAAUUUAGCACUUAACGAUGAUACAAUAAUUUUUGUACAAGGCCUUAAUUAGUAAAGUCAGCAAUAAUACAACAUAAGUUGAAAAUCACUAAUAAAAUAUAAAUA